AUGGACGAUGACGAACACGGUCCUCGAUGUUUCUCUUUCCGUCGUAGACGAUGGGGAUGGAUCGUUACCAUACCAACAUUUCUGAUCCAGCUCUUGGGAGUUGGUCUUCUCUAUUCUUUCGGGGUCGUUACUAUAGCCAUGCAGGAAGAGUUUGAAGUAGGAGUAACAACCGCAGGUUGGAUUCCCACCAUCGCAACAGGACUCAACCUCAUCGGGGGUGUGUUGACCGCUGAGAUUGUGAAGAAGACUAGUCAUCGCCUGGUGGCCGUCUUGGGCAUCUCUUUCUGCUUCUGUGCCUGCCUCAUCACGUCGUUCAUGCCGAGGUUUUUCCCGAUAAUCUUUACCUUCGGGAUUACGUACGGGAUUGGUUUGGCCUUGUCCACUAUUACAGGAAUGAUCACCAUAGUUGAAUGGUUCCCAAAAACCUCUUGUGCGAGAGCACUUGCAUUUGCAGUGGCUGGGACCUCCACAGGUAUGCUGGUGCUGAACCCGGUCAUGUACAAGCUGGUGUCAGGAGUGGGAUGGCGUAACGCUUUAAGAAUCAUGGGCUCAGUUCUCCUUCUCGUUGGCUAUGCAGCGAGUGCCACUUUCUCCAAACCCGUCAGGAAGUCUGGUACACCGACAUCAGCUGAUGAUAAACCAUCCGGGAUGGACUCGAUUGAGACGACAGUAUCUUUCCUCGGAACGGCUGAAGGAGCUAUUGAAAGUCCGAUUUGCGAUGGGACAACAAAGUCAUCCAGUCUAUCUGAUGUAGCGGACCGUUCAAGGAACUCUUAUGACCUAUUGCUAUUUCCUGAAUUUUGGAUGAUGUUCUUUGGCAUGAUCAUCUCGGCAAUGUCCACCACUCUCUUCUUUUUUUAUUGGGUUAAGCUGAUACUGACAUUAGGGUUCCGCGAAUCGACAGCUGCGCUUGCCAUGACAGCUCUUGGAGCAUCGGACCUGGUAGGAAAACUUCUCGUUUCAGGAUUCGCAGAUUACCUCCCAUUCCCGAAGCUCUUUCUGUUCCACAUCGCCUCCGUUAGUGGAAUCGGACUGAUGUUUGCUGUGCUAAACAUUAAAACUGUUGUAGCCGUUUUCAUCACUUCUGUCGCAAUUGGUGUAUUUGUCCUCUCUCUCAUCAAUUCCUCACCGUACAUCGUGUCGGCUCAAGUCUUCCCCGGACGUGGCGCCACGCCCAUGACGACGUCCCUCAUCGCCCCUGGAAUUGGGACCAUUCUGGGAACUGUUUACGGCACCAGUGUGGACCAAACAGGCUCUUUUGAUGGAACGCUCUACGGCUGUAUGGGAGCAUAUGCACUUGCAAUACUCCUUUUCUCCUCUGUACCUCUGUACCAGAAGUUAUUUGCUUCAGAGAGGUACGUCAUGUGGGAUGAUGUGUACAGAUACAGAGGUGACAACGGUAGCCGUGGAAGCAUACAAAGAAAGAAGGACUUGCACUGAACAUCUUUUUUUAAAUGGGAAUGGAAAUGAUAAUAGACUGAAAAUAGGUGCACUUUGAAAUCUCACAGCGAGGUGUGAGAAGUAUUUCGAGAUGAACUGGAGGAUACUGUGAUUAUCAGCAACAGCAGCAGGAGUACCGACAUCACCACAAUCAUCAUCUGCAUCAACCUCACCACCACCACCAUCAUCUGCAUCAACCUUACCACCACAAUCAUCAUC
This is a messenger RNA of Strongylocentrotus purpuratus (purple sea urchin), 1659 nucleotides long. Its product is annotated as monocarboxylate transporter 5-like. Gene Ontology annotation, biological process: transmembrane transport. The record is from RefSeq and is a predicted model, not a curated record. Bases 1 to 1440 code for a protein of 479 amino acids. The transcript has 6 exons. Lineage: Eukaryota; Metazoa; Echinodermata; Echinoidea; Camarodonta; Strongylocentrotidae. Gene Ontology annotation, molecular function: transmembrane transporter activity.